AUGCAGGUGAUUAUGUCGAGGACCUAUUUGCCCAUUAGCCAAAUCACUGAUGAAACGUGCCACUGGACUGCAUUCAUUCAAGUCGUUGAAAGAGCGCCGAUUCAAACAAGCAAAAGUAAUCCGCAGGUGCUCUAUCGAAGAUACUUAUUCACUGAUGGAGAGGUUUGUAAAUGCCUUAUGCUUUUGUCUGCCUCAAUCAGAUACACUAAAACUUGUUGGGUCGCUAGCAAGCUAAAAUAUUUAGGGGACAAAAGAUCUUUAUGGACAGCUACUUGCAACAAUUGCCGCAAAAAUUACGAUGUUCCUCCAAAUACACCAGUGAAAUGUCGCAGUUGCAGGGAAGAUACCCUUGUUCAAGUAAGGUGUCGAUUGCCAGUUGCAAUUGAAGACGCAACCGGAAACAUACAUGCAAUGUUGUAUGAUUCAGAUGCUGAGCGAGUAAUUCCAUUUAAUGGGACUGAAUUAUAUGAAGCCGAACAACAGGGGGUAGAUUUGACAGGUCAAAUUACAGCAGGAAUGAAUGAACAUCGUGUGGUUUGCUUCAUCAAACACUACGAAUCGACUCACCACACCGUCCUAAAGCUUUAUACAGUUGAUGCCAUGCAAGCAGACAAAAAUUUCCUCGAACCUAAGCACCUGGCAGAACAAGCAUCAGCCUCAGCUUCAAUCAAGAUACCAGACAAAGAGCUCUUCAGUCCAACACUCAAAAACGUUCUGACCUCCCUCACUCCAGCACGCGAAAAACCUGCACCACUUGCAUCCUCGGAACCGGCAGUCAAAAAACGCAUCAACUUCAACAACCAACAAUCCUCCACCACAGGAAGCAGCACCCCAUUCACACAAAUUCCUGAAACAUCCACCCAAACAGCUCAGCAAACCACCCCAGCAUGUGAUACAACCCCGACAAAGAAAAGUCGUCCAAAAAUGGACUAA
Striga asiatica is the source of this 933-nucleotide messenger RNA. Lineage: Eukaryota; Viridiplantae; Streptophyta; Magnoliopsida; Lamiales; Orobanchaceae. The record is from the annotation of a GenBank genome assembly.